CGUCUGUGUGUGUGGGCGGACCGUCACAGAAACACGCACUGUCUGAUCUCUCAGCCGCAUCCACACACACGCCUCAUUCUCAUCCUCAUCAUCAGAUCUGGUGUGAUCUCUGUAGGAUCUCACGUUCUCUAGAAGCGCUGGUUAAUCUACGUUAUACCACGGGGCCAUUGAAUGCUUUAUUCUGAUCGGUUGAGAAAUGUUCCACAGCUGGCGAUGGAUUGCAGACAGUGUGACUGCGGUCAUUAAUAUCUGAUCUGUGAUUGGCUCAUUCUGUUUUUGUGGCUGCUGUCACCAUGGCGAAGAGUCCAGAGGUGAAACUGGCAGUUUUUGGCAGAGCAGGAGUGGGCAAAUCCGCUCUGGUGGUGAGAUUCCUGACCAAGCGUUUCAUCUGGGAGUACGACCCAACACUCGAGUCCACGUAUCGCCAUCAGGCAAAUAUUGAUGAUGAGAUGAUUAGUAUGGAGAUUUUGGACACAGCUGGACAGGAGGAUUUGAUACAGAAGGAGGGUCACAUGCGUUGGGCAGAUGGGUUGAUUCUGGUUUAUGACAUCACAGACCGCGGGAGUUUUGAAGAUGUUGUUCCUCUGAAGGGACUUCUGGAUGAGGUAAAGAAACCCAAACACGUCCCGUUGGUUCUGUUAGGAAACAAAGCUGAUCUGGAGCACGCCCGACAGGUCUCGACAGAGGAGGGCGAGCGGCUGGCGGCCGACAUGGCCUGUGCGUUUUAUGAAUGUUCUGCGUGCGUGGAUCAGGUGGGCACAGGUGGAGGAGUGGCGGAGGCUUUUCAUGAGCUGUGUCGUGAGGUCCGGCGCAGACGGGCUGUACAGGGAAAAACACGACGCAGGAGCUCGACAACACACGUCAAACAAGCCAUUAACAAAAUGCUCACGAAGAUCAGCAGUUAAAGAGAGUGAUGAGUCUGAUGACAAAUAAACUAACAAAGGUUUCUUCAGUAUUACACAUGAAGAAAACUGUCAAUGUUGUGCUUUAAGAGCUGUACGUUUGUGUGAUCUAAAUCUAUUUAAAGGUGUCAUAUCACAAAAAAAACUAAAGCCGUACUCAUGAUGAGAGUUUAUGUUCAGUGUUUCUUACCUGCUGAUUUGAAAAAUCUCAAAUUCUACAAACCAAUGACUGAUAUUCAUUUUUAAUAAUAUAUCUGAUCAACACACAUAACAGACCUGAUGGAAUGGAUUUAUGUGAUGUAUUUUCUGUUAUUAUUUGACAUGUGAUGAGGCAAAAACAAACUUUUUAGGAUCCGAUACACACCAAAUGAUAAUCGGGCUGAAUUUGGGCCGAUUUGACCUCUUACAACAAUCCUAGGUAAAGUCUAGAUUGUUUUUGUGGUUGAACCGAUUAUCUUAUCAGAUUUUCCAGCUGCGGUUUUAAAAGCGUGUAAACCUGCUCAGAAGCAGGUAUGAGGCGCUUAGAUCGCAAAUCGGAAAUAUUCAACAUGUCGAAUAUUUACGAUCAGAAAUCCUGUUGUGUGAAGGAACCUUGAGUAUAAACCAUAGAUUGUAAAAAUAGUGUCCAUGAUGUCACCCGUAGGUUUGUGAAGGGCAUUUUUGAAGCCCAAAGAAGGCCGAGCCUGUCGUCGCCAUCUUGGCAGUGCGUCACUCCUGGAUAACCCAAAAUCUAAGGAGACUGGUUACUGAAACCAUGCCCACCUAGCUCCACUGUAGUAACAGCAGUGGAAGUUCACUUGUCACUCAAGUGGCCACGCUCUAAUUAUGCAGAACGUUAAGGCUUAAUAUAAUUUAAAUGGUUGAGUUACAAAAAAAUUCACCCCCUCAUAGUUAUCAAGAAGGGCGAAAUUAGCUACACUCUCAGAAAUAAAGGUACAAAACUGUACCUUUUCUGUCACUGGGGCUGUACCCUAAGUUUCUGUUUGGUACCUUUACAGGAAUGCAAAACAGAAUACAAUUAUGGGUAGAUUACCGUACCUUUAGGACCUACAUUGUUAAAAAGUCAAAAUAUGUAACCUAGCUGUCAGUGGGGCAGCACCCUUUAAGAAGGUAAUUGUAUGGACCAUAAAGUACAGAUAUGUAAACAUUUAGUACCAAUAUGUACCUUUUAGAUACUAAUAUGUAUUUUUGAGGUACUAAUAAGCUCUCUUUGGUCCCAGCAUGUACUUCUAAGGUACUAAAAUUAAAUCCUUAGGUGCAAAGCUGUACUUUUUAAAAGGGUACAGCCCCAGUGACAGAAAAGGUAAAAUUUUGUACCUUUAUUUCUGACAGUGUAUAUAGAUCUUUUGUACCACACAUUUAUUUCUUUUGUAAAGUUGGGCAUUUUAACAUUGGGGUCUAUGUAAAUUGACUCCAUUUUGGAGCCAUACUCUAGUGGCCCGUCGAUGAAUUGCAGUUUAUGUCACUCAGGGAAGGUUGUGCCUUGGGAUAAACGCAAACGCACGCUGUAGAUUGUCACGUGAAACGAAACAAUACCCAAUCAGAAAGCAAGCUGAUAAAAGACGAAACAACCUAACCGCGGUCAUGGUGCAGCAGGCAUAUUCCAAAAUGAGAUGGACAUCAAAGAUGUAAAAAGCAGUCCACAGUAUUAAUGACAUUUCUUUAUCCUUGCCCUUCAUUUUGUUCGUUUGUUUACUGUGAAGUCACUUUGACAAUCAGAGACACUGUGAGAUUUCAGCGAGAUUUCCUGUGAAGGAAGAUGUGAUGUCUGGUGUGAAGCCCUUUAAGAUGUGGAUUGUGUUAUAUUCCGUGAUAUAUUUGUUCAUACAGCUGAACUGAAGGUCAACAGAGAUACCAUCACAGAUCUCAAUCCUUAUGUUGUUUUAUUCGAGAAAUCAUUCAUCUAACACAAUAUUUUCCUCACCUAUAAUCACAGUAUUUAGACAUAAAACACUCACCGGCUCUUCCAUCUGUGUAUGAGGAACAUCUCGCUGUGGAUCUGUAUCUCAUAUGAGUUUUAUUCAUUCAUUGAUCAGAUAAUGUGAGACUAUCAGGGGCCAAAUCCUGACCACAGCCAUAUUCAUAAUGAAUUAGUAUUAGUUGAUUCUGCCUCAUCAUUAAAACUUGUCUAAAUUAUUUCUAAACCGCAGAUCUCAAACAAAUCUUUUUUAAUCAGAUUUUCUACUUUGUCUGAUAUUGAUGAUAAUCUUUACUUUUUUCUUCUCCAGUAAACUGACUUUAAUGCUGUGUACAGUACAGAAAUAUGCACAUCUGUGUAAAUGUAAAUGUCACAAAAGUCAACGGCUGCUGUGACUGGUUGCAUAAACAUAGCUGUGAAGUUAAAACAGUGUCUUAAGAUCGAGUCUGACAAACUGGCAGUUAGUUAGGGGUCAUCAGUCCUACUAUUUUACCACUUUAUGUAACAUACUUUAAACAGUUAUGAUCAGUCUUGAAGAAAAAAAAUAGAUGAGUAACUUUUAAGACUAAAAAGUUUAUGCAACUGGCCCCAGGUGUGCAUUUGUGAACCUUAAUCGUGAUUUCAUCACAGAGUCCAGAAUGAACCCUCAUUAUACACCUAUUAAAUACAGACUUCAUUAUAUACAUACCCUGUACAACCUGUGAUGAUAUCUGUGAUUUAAGAGAUUUAAUUCAGAAGAUAUACAAACCAUGAACCAAAAACAUCUGUCUCAUUUCAUAACAACCUUUAACUCAGUGGAAAAUUUCCCAUUUACUUUAUCAUCAAGUUUAUCUUGGAUGAUCGUUUGUUUUACUGCAGAACUCUACAGUACGUAACAAAAAGAUGUAGAAUAUUCUUCGCAAUACGCUAGAAUAAAUCAUACACACACACACACACACACACACACAUGUUGGUGUAUGUGGUUUACGGGGACAUCUCCAUAGACGCAAUGCAUUUUAUACUGUCCAAACUGUUAUAUUCUAUUCCCCUUACCUACCCCAAUCCCUAACCCCAAUGUCACAAAAACUUGUUGCCAGUCUUUAAUCUAUGAAAAACUACCAUUUAGUAUGUUUUUUUAGCUUUUCCGUUUAUGAGGACACUCUCUGUGUCCCCGUAAACCACCUUUAUAGCAUAAUAAACAUGUCAUUAUACACUAUUCAUGUCCUCGUAAACCACAUAGACCAACCCACACACGCACACACACACACACACACACACACACACACACACACACACACACACACACAGAGCGAGAGAGAGUCUUGAUGUACAUUCACAAUGCAGUAUUUCUGCAGAGUUAAUAAAAGAAAAUUUAAAUCUCAAACAUGCACUUUAUUGUUGACAUUCUUUGAGUUUGUGUUAUCAUUACAGUGUUAUGUGAAUAGAUGAAUUACAUCUGUAUUACACAGUUAAAAAAUAAUGUGAAUACUUACAGAAGAACCAAAAACUUCAG
Messenger RNA from Paramisgurnus dabryanus, 4312 nucleotides. It is a transcript of the gene rerg, whose product is annotated as RAS-like, estrogen-regulated, growth inhibitor. The record is from RefSeq and is a predicted model, not a curated record. Gene Ontology annotation, molecular function: GTP binding; GTPase activity. Lineage: Eukaryota; Metazoa; Chordata; Actinopteri; Cypriniformes; Cobitidae.